CCCAAAAAGGGCAAAGAUCAUGUUGGUGGCGCAUGAACAAAGAAAAUAGAACUCGGCCGAUAAAAAGGGAAAAAGCUUUUUGGUAAAUCAUUAUGCUUACGCUAAACACACUUGAAACGGGAUCAGGGAUUCUUUCUUUUUCUUUUUCUUAAACUUUGAAACAAUUUUUUUUUCUUUUUAGUUAUUAAAACAGUAGAAUGCUACGACGCAAUGAUUUCUUCUUUACCCAAUGAGUUACUUUUUAUGGUCUUGGACCAUCUCGAUUACAAAGACAUUGUUUGUUUGCAAACCAGUGUGGGUCAUGACGUUUGCCCUCCGUUAGCAUCUGCUAUUUCUGUAUAUAUUCAACAAAAUUACAGCUUUCACUAUCGUAUAUCUACCAUCUUACACCUCUUUGAAGCCAUUCUCACUCCUAGUGAGCGUCAAUCGGAGGAAACAAAGCAAUCUUUGGCUAAUCGAGUUCUGCAAACCAUUUGCCAGCUAGUAGAAAAGUUACCCAAAUUUGAACACCGUAAUGAGUUUACAAAAUUGUUAGAUAUUGUUCAACAGUUAGUGAUUCAGAGAAUAUUAGAUACCCAUUUAAAGGCAGGCUUAGAAUAUGAUUAUGCAAAUCUAUGUCUUGAGAUACGAACUAUUUAUUUACAUACACCUUCCAUCCGAGUGCUUCAUGAUCCUAAAUAUAGACGACGAAGCACGAAACAUCCAUUAGCACCCUUUCUACCAAGAGAUUAUACCAGUAUUUGGCGAGAGCAUUGUGCACGUUAUAACGAUACAAAGGCUGCUGACGUACAUCCAAUGCAACAGCAACGAAAAAUACAUGCACGAUUCGCUUCAUUCUUUGGUAGUUUGUUUGAUGUCACAAGUCUUUAUUUGGAAUCCAAUCUGGAUGGUACUUUUGAAGAAUGUGCCAGAGAAGCGUUAGUGACUGGCAACGUAGAAGAUUUGCUGAUACUGUGUGUAGCAGCAGAUAAGCCUGUAGAUGUCGAUGGCAUGUGCAUGAUGGUUCACCAAGCAGGAGAGCAAUUGCGCCAUUAUUUAGAAACCAUGGAAACCUACAUCACAACAGACCCAUCGCCAGAGCAAGAGCUGCGGUUAAGGCAGCAACAGCAACAACAACAACAACAGCAACAGCAAGAAACAACAGAGAUCAAUCAUGACGUCUAUCAUAGUCCACCUGACUGGCUUAUACCCAAUCGAUACAAGGUUGAACCAGAUACUGUUCUACGCUUGAAGUUGAUGAAUAAUUUGUACAAGAAAGGCUGGCAUUGGUUUCAAUAAAAGUUUUUGUCAUUAUCGUGAUGUAAUAAGAAUUACUAUGCCCCCGUGGAUUCUUCCUUUGUGUAUUUUAUGUGUGUUUUAAAGUCAUUCCGCUGAGGAAUAUCAUUUGAGCAUUAAUGGGGUACUUUUCUAAACCGAUGAAAAUCCCGAGCCAAUCAAUGAUAUGUAAACUUUCUAUUGUCGGCAUUAAAGUAGAAACUCAUCAGCUCGGUUUUGACAGGCUCUUUUUUU
Molecule: messenger RNA, 1509 nt
Organism: Mycotypha africana
Lineage: Eukaryota; Fungi; Mucoromycota; Mucoromycetes; Mucorales; Mycotyphaceae
Exons: 3
Coding region: 211-1278 (355 amino acids)
Molecular function (GO): protein binding
Source: RefSeq, a predicted model, not a curated record